AUGAACACACAGCAGGCAGCAGCAGCAGCAAUUGCUGCUGCUGCUCCUUCUGAAACGCCACACGCUGCUGCUGCUGUUGCUGCAGCAGCCGCAGCAACAGCAGAAACAGCAGCGACAGCAGCAACAGUAGCAACAGCAUCAACAGCGGAUCCGAGCGAGACAGGAGCAGCACCAGCAGCAGCACCAGCAGCAGCACCAGCAGCAGCACCAGCAGCACAUGCUGCUACCUCAGCCUCAACUGUUAAGCGCGCUGCUCUCUCUGCCUUAAGGGCAGCAGAUGCCUCCCCCGCUAAGCGUCUCCAUCUCGAGAAGCAGCAGCAAGUGCAGCAGCAGCAAGAGCAGCAGCAGCAAGAGCAGCAGCAACAACAGCAGCAACAAGAGCAGCAGCAGCAGCAGCAGCAACAUUCUCCUUUGUUUCGAUCUGAAGCCACACCGCUGAGGAGCUGCAGGCCUCACAAUACAGAGGGAGAGGAGGCAGCAGCAAGCCCCUUCUCUGGUCCUCUUCCUGCAGGAGCAGCAGCAGCAGCAGCAGCAGCAGCAGCAGCAGAUGCUGCGUCUCCCAUCGGUUCUCCAGUACCGCCUCGGCGCGUUCAGCAGCAGCAGCAGCAGCAGCAGCAGCAGCAGCAGCAGCAAAAUGGUUUUGCUGCGAUAUCUACUCCUGUGGCCUCUAACAAAGCUAGAUCUGCUGCUACUGGCGCCUCACUCCUCAGCAGCAGCAGCAGCAGCAGCAGCAGCAGCAGCAGCAGCAGCAGCAGCAGUGAGGAGUGCAGCCUAGAGGCUAUCCCGGCUCCGUUUAGAAAAGGUUAUGUAUGUACAGUAAAAGCUGCCGGCCCCCUUAGAGUUGCUGAGUUAGCAGCACUGUUUGCUCUGUGGGGCGAUCUGAGAGCCCCUGUGCCGCUGCUGCAGUUGGUUGGUGCUGCAGGCUCAGGGAAGAGCUUCUUGCUGCGGCUGCUGCUGCAGCACAGCUCUGUUGCUCAUGGUUAUGCUGAUGCUGCUGCUGCUGCUGCUGUCGAUGGUGCAGCAGGGAGGCAGCUACUCUACCUUCAUCUGCUGCGAUCUCUUGCUGCUUCUCUUAAAGACGAAGCGGAGGCUUGCUGCGAACCCUUGUUUAAACUGCAGCAGCAGCAGCAGCAACAACAACAACAGCAACAGCAGCAGGAACGGAAGGACAAGGGACUCAAUGAUACUAAGGAGAAGCUGCAGCAGCAGCUCCGCACGCUGCAGCAGCAGCACAAGUUGCUGCUGCAGGAGUGCAGCAAAGCUUCAAAGUCUCGUGUAAGUGCUGCAGAUGGAUUCAUAGAAAUGUUGGUGCGGCUGCUUGGGGCAUCUGCUGCUGCUCUCCGCGCCGCUGCAGCAGCAGCAGCAACAGCAGCAGGAUCAGCAGCAACAGCAGCAGCCGCAGCAGCAGCUGCUGCAGCGCACCAGGAAGCAACAGACCGAGCAGGAAGAAGGCGCCGCCCGUUAGCAGCAGAAGCCCUUGACGGCCUGCCCACACCACCCUUCAUUCGUUUUGCUGCUUACAAUAGAGAUGCUGCUGCUUUUGUGCUGCAGCGCAGCUUCAUCCGACUAGGGCUGCCGCUGCUGCAGGUAGCAGUGCAAGCAGCACCACCCAGCUUUCCUUUCUACCUACACCUGCGCCUCAACCCUACUGCAGCAGCAGCAGAAGAAGCAGCAGCCGCAGCAGCAGCAGCAGAUGAGCCCGCAGCAGCAGCAGCAGCAGCAGCAGCAGAUGGAACCGCAGCAGCAUCCCCGGCACCCCCAACAACAACAGCAGCAGCAGCAGCAGCAGCAACCCCCGCCGCAGCAGCAGCAACCCCCGCAGCAGCAGCAGCAACCCCCGCAGCAGCAGCAGGAGCAGCAGCAGCAGCAGCAGAAGAGCCUUGUGGUGUAUGGUUGAUAUCGAAGAGCACCGGGGAGAAGACUGAUUUGCUGCAGGUGUGGGGUAAGUUCUGCGGCGAUGUCAGCCGCUGCUUGCAUUUAAAUUCAGCAGACUUCUGGCAGCUGCAGUUUGCAUGCAGAGAGCUGUGGGGUUACGCGCUGCAGCUGCUGCUGCGGACGCAGCAGCUGGGGGCCCUCGAUCUGCUGCACGAGCAGCUCCGAAGCAGCUGUGCUGCUGCUGCAGCAAACCCAUUCUCGCGCUUGCUACCAGAUAUCGUUGACUGUCGUGUUGCUGCUGCUUCAGCAGCAACUAUUUGGGGGGGACAGAUUGCUGCUGCUGAUGCUGCAGCACGCCUGCUGCAGCUACCUCGGCUGUCUCGUUUGCUGCUUGUUGCUGCUCUUGUUGCUGCAUGUACACCACAAAGAGCAGAUAAAAAGAAGCUGAGAGAAGCCUUCAGCAGCAGCAAACUGCUGCUGCACAGCCGCAGCAGCAGCAGACCUCGCAAACCACAGCAAAAGGAGUCAUUCAUGCUGCUGCCUAAUGGAGGCUAUCUGCUGCAGGUGCUUCCUCGCGCCUUCACUGUAUUACGUUGGUUUGCUGCUGUAGAGUUGCUGCAGCAGCAGCCGCUGCUGCUUCAAUGUUCCUCCUUGCUGCAGCAAGCCAGCAGUUUGCUGCGGCUAGGGCUAGUGGGGGUGUGGGCGCCCCCGCUGCUGCUGCAGCAGAAAGCUGCAGCAGGAGGCAGCAGCUCCGGCAGCAGCUCGGACUUGCUGCACCCAGCAGCAAAACUAGUGCUGCUUGCUGAUAUAGAUAUUGUUGUUGCUGCUGCUCGCAGCCUCAAGAUCCCUCUUGAUGAAUUACUUUAA
Molecule: messenger RNA, 2742 nt
Organism: Eimeria acervulina
Lineage: Eukaryota; Apicomplexa; Conoidasida; Eucoccidiorida; Eimeriidae
Exons: 2
Coding region: 1-2742 (913 amino acids)
Biological process (GO): regulation of transcription by RNA polymerase II
Cellular component (GO): nucleus
Molecular function (GO): transcription cis-regulatory region binding
Source: RefSeq, a predicted model, not a curated record